Molecule: messenger RNA, 592 nt
Organism: Racocetra persica
Lineage: Eukaryota; Fungi; Glomeromycota; Glomeromycetes; Diversisporales; Gigasporaceae
Source: the annotation of a GenBank genome assembly
UCAUUGCCCAUGGAUACACAAUUGCAUUGGAAUAAGGAAUCAUCGCGCAUUUAUGGUGUAUCUUACGAUGAUGGUGAUUUUAUGAUUUCCACACCUCCAUACAUACCAAAUUCAUCAGAUUCAUGUUUUUUGAAUGAUGUUCUAUGUGGAAUUUUUCAUUAUGACAUGUGGACUGCAUCCAUAGAUAUUUGGAUUGGAUUAAACGUUAUCUGGAUAAUAGGAUUAAUAUUAACGCAAGCAUAUCAAAUUGCUAAAGCAAAAACUACUUACGAAAUGGCCAAUCUUCAUCGAUAUUCUUAUUUUGGAAAUUAUAAUAGUAUAAAUGUUCGAGAGCAGAUUAUGGCAACAUUGGCAGCUGCACCUACUACAUCUUUGAGAAUGUUUAGUGGAAGAAGGACGACGCGUCGAAAACAUUUCAAUGAUCGAAAUGGAAAUCCUUUUGAUUUUGGAUAUUGGAAUAAUUGUGUGGAUUUCUGGUCACAGGGACAUGGUGGAAUGAUGCAAAAGAUAGAUUGGCGCGAACUGUACGAUGUUCCAUUUGAAAGGCAUGGUAAUUUAAAACCAAGAAAUGGUUAUGUAGAUAUAAGGGACG